Messenger RNA from Oncorhynchus kisutch (coho salmon), 8143 nucleotides. Its product is annotated as rab GTPase-activating protein 1-like. Bases 340 to 3639 code for a protein of 1099 amino acids. Lineage: Eukaryota; Metazoa; Chordata; Actinopteri; Salmoniformes; Salmonidae. The record is from RefSeq and is a predicted model, not a curated record. Gene Ontology annotation, biological process: regulation of GTPase activity. Gene Ontology annotation, molecular function: GTPase activator activity; small GTPase binding. The transcript is spliced from 26 exons.
UGUUCACCGUGUCAUUACUGGUAUGCCUGAAUCCUAUGCAGAAUACUUAUUUGACACUCCAUUCGAUUUUUCUCAGACACUCAGUGCCUCUUAAUUUUCUCAUAUAGACUAAUUUUUAUUUAUUUUGCACGGCUACACUUUGACAACCAGGGCAUUGUGCUGCGCAUGCGCCGUUACAGUGGGGUUUGGGUUCUGUUUACAGAAGGAAUGUUGUUGCAGAAGUAGCAAGCUAAUUUGUGCAAUGUUAUGUCAACCGUCUUUGGAAUAAAACACAAUUAUGGACAAAGGUGAUUUGACUCAUUUCCCCUCCAUUCAUGCGUCUGGCUUGGUUUAGCUGUCAUGGAUGACAAGGCCUUGGUGGGGAAAAUUAGCGUGUCGUCCGACUCAGUGUCCACCCUGAACAGUGAGGACUUUGUGCUGGUGUCGCGGCUGGGGGACGACACCCCAGGCUCCUCCAUUAAUAACGGUAGUGAUGACGAAAAGACAGGACUGAAGGUGAUUUCUGAGGAAGGGGUCAGCUUUAAGAUUGUGGGAAAUGGCAGUGAGCAGCAGUUGAAGAAGGAGCUGGAGGAUGUUCUGAUGGACCCCUCUGUAGCUGACCAGAUUCUGAGCGGUGGCGGUGGUGGCUGGGGAGACCAGGUGGGAGGGGGGGACCAUGUGUCCCAGCCCACCACAGCAGUACCACCCCAGUCUGUGCCCCAACCGUGCCCUGACCCCCUUAGCGACCCCCUCAACACCCUGCCAAAAGUUGAGAUGGUUCUGCCCGUCCAAUCCGCACAAGGUGCACAGGAGAGCGAGCUAAAUGAACGAUCGUACCGCGGGGAUGAGUCAUCAUCGGAGUGCAGCCCCAGUACACCCAUCCCAGACGAGGACAGUGUGGUCUUCAAUAAGCUGACCUACCUGGGCUGUGCCUCAGUCAACGCCCCCCGCAGUGAGGUGGAAGCUCUCUGCAUGAUGACCGUCCUCAGAGGGCAGUGCCAGCUACCACUGGACGUCACCCUAUCUGUGCCCGGCGUCUCAGAGGGCACUGUCAGGUUGCUGGACCCCCAGACAAGCACAGAGAUAGCCAGUUACCCCAUCUACAAGAUCAUGUUCUGUGUGCGUGGUCAUGACGGCACGCCUGAGACUGACUGCUUUGCCUUCACAGAGAGCCACUACAACGCAGAGAUCUUCCGUAUACAUGUCUUCCGCUGUGAGAUCCAAGAGGCGGUCAGCAGGAUACUGUACAGCUUUGCCACGGCCUUUAGGCGGUCCGCCAAGAAGACGCUCCUCUCGGGCUUGGCUCCGCCCCUGACGCCAGACAGCGACGUCUUCACCUUCACCGUCAGUCUAGAGAUCAAGGAGGAUGAUGGGAAAGGGACCUUUAGCGCUGUGGCGAAAGACAAAGACAAGAACAGCUUUAAGCUGCGUCCUGGAAUGGACAAGAAGGUCUUCAUCUACGUACAGCAGACGUCCAAUAAGGAGCUGUCUAUAGAGAGGUGCUUCGGCCUACUGCUGAGCCCAGGGAAGAACGUGAAGAACAGUGACAUGCACCUGCUAGACCUGGAGUCGAUGGGGAAGUCAUCCGAUGGAAAGUCCUACAUCAUCACAGGGAGCUGGAAUCCCAACACGCCUCAGUUCCAGGCUGUCAACGAGGAGACAGCCAAAGAUACGUUUAUCUACAUGACGACGGCGGUGGACCUGGUGAUCACUGAGGUGGAGGAGCCGGUUCGUUUCCUGCUGGAGACCAGGGUCAGAGUCUGCUCCCCCAACGAGAGGCUCUUCUGGCCAUUCAGCAAACGCAGCUACACAGAGACUUUCUACCUGAAACUCAGACAGAUGGAACGUAAGAGGAACAAGGACACCCUGUACGAGGUGCUGAGCCUGGAGAGCGAGUUGGAGAGGGAGAGGAAGAAGACGACAGCCAGCCCCAACAUCCUGCAGUCUGCCUCCCAAGGAUCCAUGGUGCCAUCGCCCCCUGAGGAUGAUGAGGAGGAAGACAAUGACGAGCCGUUGCUGAGUGGCUCAGGAGACGUGUCAAAAGAGUGUGCUGAGAAGAUCCUGGAGACCUGGGGAGAUCUGCUGUCCAAAUGGCAUCUGAACCUGUCUGUGCGUCCCAAGCAGCUCCCGGCUUUGGUGCGUAGCGGGGUCCCAGAGGCCCUCAGAGGAGAGGUGUGGCAGCUCCUGGCUGGUUGCCAUAACAACGACCACCAAGUGGAGGAGUACCGCACCCUCAUCACUAAGGAGUCUCCCCAGGACAGUGCCAUCACCAGAGACAUUAACAGGACUUUCCCAGCUCACGACUACUUCAAGGACACUGGAGGAGACGGGCAAGACUCACUCUACAAGAUCUGCAAGGCCUACUCAGUGUAUGAUGAGGAGAUUGGUUACUGCCAGGGACAGUCUUUCCUGGCCGCUGUGCUGCUGCUGCACAUGCCUGAGGAACAGGCCUUCAGUGUUCUGGUCAAGAUCAUGUUUGACUACGGACUCAGGGACCUCUUCAAGCAGAACUUUGAGGAUCUACACUGCAAGUUCUUCCAGCUGGAGAGACUCAUGCAGGAAUACAUCCCAGACCUGUAUAACCACUUCCUGAACGUGGGUCUGGAGGCUCAUAUGUACGCCUCUCAGUGGUUCCUCACGCUCUUCACAGCCAAGUUCCCCCUCUACAUGGUGUUCCACAUCAUAGACCUGCUACUCUGUGAGGGCAUCAGUGUGAUCUUCAACGUGGCUCUGGCUCUCCUGAAGACCUCAAGGGAAGACCUGCUUGCAACAGACUUUGAGGGGGCGCUCAAGUUCUUCCGGGUCCCGGUUCCCAAACGCUACCGCUCAGAGGAGAACGCUAAGAAACUGAUGGAGCUGGCCUGCAGCAUGAAGAUCAGCCAGAAGAAGCUGAAGAAGUAUGAGAAGGAAUAUGACAGCAUGAGAGAACAGCAGGAGCAGCAGGAGGCUCCCAUUGAGAGAUAUGAGAGGGAGAACCGUCGUCUCCAGGAGGCUAACAUGCGUCUGGAGCAGGAGAAUGAUGACCUGGCCCAUGAACUGGUCAGCAGCAAAAUCGCUCUGCGCAAAGACCUGGACAACGCUGAGGAGAAAGCAGAUGCUCUGAACAAGGAGCUGUUGAUGACCAAACAGAAGCUGGUGGAUUCAGAGGACGAGAAGAGACGACUAGAGGAGGAGUCUGCACAGCUGAAAGAGAUGUGCAGACGGGAGCUGGGUAAAUCAGAGUCUGAGAUAAAGAAGAAUGGUUCCAUCAUAGGAGAGUACAAACAGAUCUGCUCUCAGCUCAGUGAGCGUCUGGAGAAACAGCAGAUCGCCAACAAGGGAGAGGUGGAGAAGAUCCGGCUGAAGGUGGAGGGCUGUGAGAAGUGCUCUAUCCUCUUCAACAAGGAGGGUCGUCUAAAGGCAGUGAGGAAGAUGAAGGAGGGCAGCGAGGAAGAGACUGACGAGGAGAAGGAGGGUCUGAAGAACCAGCUCAGAGAGAUGGAGCUGGAACUGGCCCAGACCAAACUACAACUGGUGGAGGCAGAGUGCAAGAUACAGGACUUGGAGCACACCCUGGGUCUGGCCCUGAACGAGGUCCAGGCAGCCAAGAAGACCUGGUUCAACAGAACCUUAACCUCCAUCAAGACCGUGACCGGAGCACAGGGGAAGGAGACGACCUAACCUGAGACCCACCUCCUCGACCACAGACCGUUCCCUGCUGCUCCCAAACCUCGACCCGUUCCUCUCCCAGCCUCCCCCCUCCCAGCCUCCCCCACUCCUCCUACCAGCCACUAACUUGACCGGAGUGAACCAAACCUCACCACGACAGGAGUUUUAAAUAAGGACUGAGUUCAAAGGUACCACUGCCCCAAACUAAAUGAUAUACUUCAUUAAAAAGAAAGAAAAGAGUCUUCAACAUUGGUCUUUAUACUACUGAUAUUUAACAGGUAAGGAAGGAGUUGUAGAGAGUUACCUGAACUGUCCUCUCUCUAGACAUGGGAAAGACAGUGCUUCAUUUUACUGUCCUCUCUCCAGACAUGGGAAAGACAGUGCUUCAUUUUACUGUCCUCUCUCCAGACAUGGGAAAGACAGUGCUUCAUUUUACUGUCCUCUCUCCAGACAUGGGAAAGACAGUGCUUCAUUUUACUGUCCUCUCUCCAGACAUGGGAAAGACAGUGCUUCAUUUUACUGUCCUCUCUCCAGACAUGGGAAAGACAGUGCUUCAUUUUACUGUCCUCUCUCCAGACAUGGGAAAGACGGUGCUUCAUUUUACUGUCCUCUCUCCAGACAUGGGAAAGACAGUGCUUCAUUUUACUGUCCUCUCUCUAGACAUGGGAAAGACAGUGCUUCAUUUUACUGUCCUCUCUCCAGACAUGGGAAAGACAGUGCUUCAUUUUACUGUCCUCUCUCUAGACAUGGGAAAGACAGUGCUUCAUUUUACUGUCCUCUCUCCAGACAUGGGAAAGACAGUGCUUCAUUUUACUGUCCUCUCCAGACAUGAGAAAGACAGUGCUUCAUUUUACUGUCCUCUCCAGACAUGGGAAAGACAGUGCUUCAUUUUACUGUCCUCUCCAGACAUGAGAAAGACAGUGCUUCAUUUUACUGUCCUCUCCAGACAUGGGAAAGACAGUGCUUCAUUUUACUGUCCUCUCCAGACACGGGAAAGACAGUGCUUCAUUUUACUGUCCUCUCUCCAGACACGAGAAAGACAGUGCUUCAUUUUACUGUCCUCUCUCCAGACACGGGAAAGACAGUGCUUCAUUUUAGUGUCCUCUCCAGACAUGGGAAAGACAGUGCUUCAUUUUACUGUCCUCUCCAGACAUGGGAAAGACAGUGCUUCAUUUUACUGUCCUCUCCAGACAUGAGAAAGACAGUGCUUCAUUUUACUGUCCUCUCUCCAGACAUGGGAAAGACAGUGCUUCAUUUUACUGUCCUCUCUCCAGACAUGGGAAAGACAGUGCUUCAUUUUACUGUCCUCUCUCCAGACAUGGGAAAGACAGUGCUUCAUUUUACUGUCCUCUCUCCAGACAUGGGAAAGACGGUGCUUCAUUUUACUGUCCUCUCCAGACAUGGGAAAGACAGUGCUUCAUUUUACUGUCCUCUCCAGACAUGGGAAAGACAGUGCUUCAUUUUACUGUCCUCUCCAGACAUGGGAAAGACAGUGCUUCAUUUUACUGUCCUCUCUCCAGACAUGGGAAAGACAGUGCUUCAUUUUACUGUCCUCUCUCCAGACAUGGGAAAGACGGUGCUUCAUUUUACUGUCCUCUCCAGACAUGGGAAAGACAGUGCUUCAUUUUACUGUCCUCUCCAGACAUGGGAAAGACAGUGCUUCAUUUUACUGUCCUCUCUCCAGACAUGGGAAAAACAGUGCUUCAUUUUACUGUCCUCUCUCCAGACAUGGGAAAGACAGUGCUUCAUUUUACUGUCCUCUCCAGACAUGGGAAAGACAGUGCUUCAUUUUACUGUCCUCUCCAGACAUGGGAAAGACAGUGCUUCAUUUUACUGUCCUCUCUCCAGACUACUUGCACCAACAACAACUCCAACUGUAAUCUAGGUACUACCAGAGCUAAAUAACAGCCUCCUUCUUUUCAAACUGAGCGUUUCUCAUUUCUGAUCUAUGAUACCUUUCUUUUUCUAUAUAUAUGUGUGAUUCUGAACAUGCUUGUGAAUAAACAUGAGUGAAAACUGAGCACACCAGAGAGUAUGUAUGGGUGUGUUUAUUAAUGUGUGUGUGAGUGUUAAGGGGAGUGUGAGUGUGCAUGAGUACGUAUGUUUGUACAGGUAACUGCCACAGUAAUGGAAGCCAUUAAAUGAGGGAUAGAAAGUAUUUUGAAAGCAGAUACCUCCAUACAGGUGUGGUUCUUGAGUUAAUUAAGUAAUUAACAUCCCAUCAUUAUGGCCAUGUAUUAAAAUGCUGGACAUGUCAUUAUUUUGGCUACCAUGGCUAUACCCCCCACAGGACACGAGUGAUCACUGAAUGGUUUGAUGAGCAUGAAAAUGAUGUAAACCAUACGCCAUGGCCGUCUCAGUCACCAGAUCUCAACCCAAUUGAACACUUAUGGGAGCUUCUCUAGCGGAGCCUAAGAUGGCGUUUUCCAUCAACAAAACACCAAAUGAUGGAAUUACACUUGUAGAAUCUAUGCCCUGGGUACGUUGCAGUAGUUCUGGCUCGUGGCGCCCCAGUGCUCUAUGAAGACACUUUAUGUUGCCAUUUCCUUUAUUUUGGCAGUUACCUGUGUGACUGAUGAUGUUUUCAGUGUGGUCUUCCUGUGAAGUUCAGCAGGAUAGGAGCUGGGUGCUGUAUAGUGGGCUGAGGGGGAGUUAUAUGAGGAAGAGGUUCUUACUGAUGAAGCCUUGACUUGAAGGUUGAGGGGAAUCUGGUAAACAUUAUGUACUGGGUAACUGUAGAUAUAUAAGCAGCAGCCUUGGGUCUGUCCGGUUACUUGGUGUAACCGUAUCAAGACAGAGGCCACUAGUGGUUGGUCCUGGCGCUGUCCUCACAGUGCACUUUCUGGGCUGUCCGAGCCUGGCUGGGCUCAAAGCAUGGGAGCUCAGUGGCUGGAAUUGCAGAGACAGAUAGAUGGGUGUGGCCCUCCCUUGCCUCAGACUCCACCCAUAUAGACGUUGAACAGAACCUCCCUCUUUGGGACUCCUCCCUCCACGGCUGUGUCCGACAUGGCAUACUACUGGUCUCCUAUCAAACGUAUCCUACUAUAUAGGGACUGGUGUUCCGUCCUCUCUGAGACCAGCUGUUCCUCUGGCUUCUGUACUAGAAGACCCUUCAUGACCUCUGACCUCAUCAAUCAAGUUUAUGCCAUGUUAUCCUAGUCACGGACACCACUCUCCCAACAUAGACAUAGACGCGUCACAGCCAGCCACCUACCGACCUACACUACUGACAGGGAGAGAAAUGGCACACAGGUAUUGUCUGGUCGUCAAUCACAGGCUGUGUGCUUAUGUGGCAGAAUGAGUCAGGGGUCAUCAAAGGUCAGGGUUUGUCAGAGGUCAAGCUGGCAUUCUCUCUGAAAGAGUCGGGUGCACAUUGUUGAAUGUUAUGAAUAGAGCAGUCAUGAUUCCUCAUUCUACAUGUAAGAGAGACAUGUUUGUUGUUCUACAUAAUAUAUUUCUGUCUGAAUGCUCCGUUAGAGGUCUCUGUCCAUAUUGGGGAAUGUCCUACUCUCUACUGACAGUCUGUGUGUGUGUGGUCGGGGUGGGGACUUUGCACCUUAACAUUCAUAUUUAUAAUGUAUGGUAUCUUUCUAAGCUUACUUAAAGGGGAAAAAUUCACUCUAAACCAUUUUUUUGUAUUUUUUUCACUAGUCCACUCUUGAUAAAGUCUCAAAAUGUUUUGCAUGUUUUCAAUGCGUUUUGCAGUGUAUUUUUCCUUUAUGUCUGUGAUGCCAGUGGAAGGAAGGCCUGUGUAAUGUACUGAGAACAAAGAGGUCGUUCUGUAAGGCACUGGGUUGUACAUAAGAAUGAUGAUAAUGAUUACGUUUUUAAUUUUGUAUUUCUACUGCUGUAACUCAACUAAAUAAUAAUGUUGCCUAAAAUAACAAUGUAUUGUUGUACUGUGUUACAGAUGAAUGAUGAUCAUGACCUACAUACAGUACCAGUCAACAGUAUGGAUACCUACUAAUUCCAAGGUUUUUCUUUGUUUUUACUAGUUUCUACAUUGUAGAAUAAUAGUGAAGAUAUCAACACUAUGAACUAGUUUCUACAUUGUAGAAUAAUAGUGAAGACAUCAACACUAUGAAAUAACACAUGGAAUCAUGUAGUAACCAAAAAAGGGUUAAACAAAUCCAUGUAUUUUAUAUUUGAGAUUCUUCAAAAUAGCCACCCUUUACCUUGAUGACCUCUUUGCACACUCUUGGCAUUCUCUCAACCAGCUUCACCUGGAAUGCUUUUCCAGCAGUCUUAAAGGAGUUCCCACAUAUUUCUAGAAAAUAGUAAAAAUAAAGAAAAACCCUGGAAUGAGAAGGUGUGUCCAAACCUUUGACUGGUACUGUAUGUUCUUUUGCUCAAAAGCUUUCCGUCGUCUUAAAUGUCAGACAAACUGCUGUCUCAUCCAUUACAUGACAAAAUGUACCUUCAUCCAUCCAACAUUUCUGAACGUGUGGAACAUUGUAGUGUGUGUUACAUUAUUGUCUAUACUUAAUGCAUUUUAAUAUAAAGAUGUGAACUCAGA